This is a messenger RNA of Erpetoichthys calabaricus (reedfish), 3229 nucleotides long. RefSeq names its product zinc finger protein 664-like. Gene Ontology annotation, biological process: regulation of transcription by RNA polymerase II. NCBI's taxonomy places the organism in Eukaryota, Metazoa, Chordata, Cladistia, Polypteriformes, Polypteridae. The transcript is spliced from 4 exons. Gene Ontology annotation, molecular function: RNA polymerase II cis-regulatory region sequence-specific DNA binding; DNA-binding transcription factor activity. The coding region runs from base 400 to 1680 and encodes 426 amino acids. The record is from RefSeq and is a predicted model, not a curated record.
UCUUUUCUGUUGUUUGUUGUCGCUUUAAACCACAGCGCGAACGCUCAUCUCCUAAACUGAGGAACUUGAUGGUGGUGUUGAUAUCAGUUCAAUUGGUUUACCGGAGGGGGAAGUCGUUGAAAAAAGAAGCACAUAGACUCUGAGGUUAGUGCCUGUUUGGACAUCAGUUAGGGCAAGUCAGGAACCGAUCCUGGAGAGGGUGCCAGUCUAGCUUGGAGCACUGCUGUACAUUCAGUCAUACCAGUAACCUAGUAUCACUAUGGAGGAGGUAAAACCAGCUGUCCAGGAGCCCCUUAAAAUGAAAUUUAAAUUCCGAGAGCCAAGUUAAGCAGGCAUGUGGAAUGAUGAUAAAGGGUCGGAUUCAACACUAUUGAGGGGGGCCUUGUUUUCAAGUGUUUCAUGGAGAAAAGAGGUAUAAACAUUAAGGAAGAGGAAUGUAAAUGGGAAUCGGUGUACUGCAAGCAGAACAGGGAGAUUAUUAAGAAGGAAGAAUAUGAAGAGGUGUCCGUAGACACUGAAGGAGAAUCUGAACCCUCAUCCGAUGAGACUCAUCACAAUAGAAGUGUAGUUGUAAAUCAUGUCAAGGAAGAAAAUGUUACAUUGGCCUUCAAACACAGAGGAGCACACUCGCUACAGAAUUGUUCUGUCUACAAGAAGUCUGAAUCUUUGCACAAGGAGGUGGAUAUGACCAAGAAAGCAUCCUGGCCAAGUCGUAAUGGAGAAGAUUUGCAAGAGAGUGGCAGCUCGUCAUCCUCUUUUCCACUGACCCUGCUUGACUGCAGACCAAGGCAGAAUGAAAAUGUAAGGACCUUGACAUCAGAGAUGUUGACUCCCACCAUUUUGCGGUUUACUUAUUUGCCUGCUGGUAAACUAACAAGGAUAGGCAAAAAGAACACCUCUGUGUACCAAGAGCAGAAGAAUAAGUUAAAACAGAAAUCCUGCUAUGAUAAAUGGAGUCGUCUAAGACAAAGGCGAUAUUGUUGUUCUGAAUGUGGCAAACAAUUUUUUAGAAAUAGCCAUCUUCAGAUUCACACAAGAAUUCACACUGGAGAAAAGCCCUUUUGCUGUUCUGUAUGUGGCAAACGAUUUUCUCAAUCGUGUAAUCUUCGUAUCCACCAACGAUUCCACACUGGAGAGAGGCCGUACUGCUGUUCUGAAUGUGGCAGACGAUACUUCAGUAGAAGUGAUCUUCAGAAACACUUGAGAGUUCAUACAGGAGAGAAGCCAUUUUGCUGUCCUGAAUGUGGCAAACAAUUUUCCCGCAGUUACCAUCUUCAGAUUCACACAAGAAUUCACACUGGAGAGAAGCCGUAUUGCUGUAGUGCCUGUGGCAAACGUUUCAACACUGUUACCGCUUUUAAGGUCCAUAACAGAGUUCAUUCUGGAGAAAAGCCAUACUACUGUACUGAGUGUGGCAAAGAAUUUGGUAACUGUGGCAAUCUUAAAAAACAUUCAAGAGUCCACACUGGAGAGAAGCCAUAUCGCUGCAGUGAGUGUGGCAAACAAUUCACCUCUAGUAGCAGUCUUCAAAGACACCGAAGAAUUCACACUGGAGAAAAACCAUUCAGCUGUUCUGUGUGUGGUAAACAGUUUGCUGCCUGUAGUGAUCUUCACAGACACACAAGAAUUCACAUGGAGAGAAUUCAAACUUGGAAGGAAGGAAUGGAGGAAGAAGUGUAACGACUUGAGUCAAAUGAAUACCUUCUCCUAGUGGCUUUGUUGUGUAAGAACCACACCAACAUUUUAUCAGGGCAAAAUUAUUCUGAAAGUAUGAUGAGGAUGCAAAAAAUUCACAAUGGCUGCACUGCUCCAAAAAAAUAUAAAGAAAGUGCCUACCUCUGCCUCAGCACUUAGGCCAUUAUGAUAACAUCAAUAGCUAAACUGACUAAAAUGAAGAAAACUCACAUAAUUAACAGCACAUUCAGAAAUAAACAUACUGAAGUAGAAUUACAAGCAUUUCAUAAGUUUCAAAGGCUUUUAUUGGCAGUUUUACUGUUUGGGGUUAGUGGAUGGUAUACUGUGAGUUUGUUUGCGUAUUUAUCAGUUGAUAUUGUCGGUUUGCAGUGUAGAGCGGCUUGUCUACAGAUCACUAAUUACAUAACGUGUACAAGUGGCUGGGGGAGCACUGUGGAGGCGACUGUGUGAGGGGGUGACAAAUACAUGCAUAUACUGGCUUAUCCCUGCAUUAUAUCAAAAUUCAAAACUAUUCAAUAUUGCACAUAUCAAUCAGUAGCAGACCAAGUACAUAAUAUCAUAGACUGUUGUUCUAGUACUUCAAUCCAAGCGUGGAAGCAUCAACUAAUUGAAAAGAAGUCAACAGAGUGGAACUGCACUCCACCAUAACCUACCACGUCGCUUGCGACACGCUUCUUGACACUCCGUUCCAAGAGGUUUGUUGCAUAUACUAAGAACAUGCAUUGUGUUUGCCAUUCCAAUAGAUGGCCUAUACAACCAAUAGUAUAACCUAAUAAUAAAGGAAAUUUUAAGUAAAAUAAAUAAUAAGAAACGAAAAGGCUAAUACAGGAAGUGCCAAUCCCAGACUUUUAACACUGAUGGUCAGACUGUGGGGCUCUCAAGCUUGGGUCCUUAGAACUUGGCACACCUUCUUUAUAGAUUUAAAUGGAAUUUGUUAGUUAUUUACAUGAUUAAUUCCUGUAUCCAUUUUGAUGUGCUAAUCACGUAGAUCACUUUUUAUUUUCUGUAUUCUGUAUUUGUAUUUCCCUUUAUUAAGUUUUACUGUCAGUUUGUUGCAUUAAUUAUUCAGGAUUUCCUACAGGACUUUCUCAACACCAUAGCUGAUGUUUGCAAGCCCUGGCAUCCUGUUCAGGGGUUGUUCCUGCCUUGUGCCUGAUGUGCUCCAGCUGCCCCAUGAAUCUGCCCUGGAUAAGUGAGGUACGAUGGUAAAUGGUGGAGGAUGCUGUCUCGCAUGGCUAAAGCCCUGAUUUCACCUUCCUGCAUGGCUACUGUCAGUAUGGAAGUUUCCAUAUCAUGGCAACCCAAGUUAGGCCGACUGUCCAGAAUGGCUCAUUGUGAGUGACUGUAGGUGUGUGUAUGCUGGCAAAGGGUCAGCUAGGCCUUCUUCACCAGGAUCGCAUAUUUUCUUUUGACCAAUACUUUCAGAAUAACUUUCAGCUCAGAUAAGCAUGGUUAAAAAUAUAAAGUACUGGCACACUCCCAUUUUUACCUUCAAAUGAGUAAACAUGAUCGAUUUUGAUAAUUGUUUCUUGAA